This is a messenger RNA of Carya illinoinensis, 737 nucleotides long. RefSeq names its product dynein light chain 1, cytoplasmic-like. Bases 105 to 470 code for a protein of 121 amino acids. The record is from RefSeq and is a predicted model, not a curated record. Gene Ontology annotation, molecular function: dynein intermediate chain binding; dynein light intermediate chain binding. Gene Ontology annotation, cellular component: dynein complex. Gene Ontology annotation, biological process: microtubule-based process. The transcript is spliced from 3 exons. NCBI's taxonomy places the organism in Eukaryota, Viridiplantae, Streptophyta, Magnoliopsida, Fagales, Juglandaceae.
CCAGAGCGAAAAGGGUACUUAUUGAGAGAGAGAGAGAGAGAGGGAGGGAGGUAAUUUGUUGUGGACAGGGGCCAGGAGCGAGAGGGUGGAAAGCCGGAGGCAAAAUGAACGAAGACGCCAAGAGGAUCAACGCGGGAGGUCUGUUGAUCAAGUCUCCGAUCUCAGACGAUUUGAUUCCCUCUUCGGUUGCGGCAACUCCUCCCCCUGAUAAGCGCGUCAUUAUCAAGAGCGCCGACAUGCUCCCCGACGUGCAGAAAGAGGCCAUCGACACCGCCAUCGCCGCAUUUGAGAAGCACGGUGUGGAGAAGGACGUUGCGGAGCACAUUAAGAAGGAGUUCGACAAGCGGCAUGGCUCCACCUGGCACUGCAUCGUUGGUCGUAACUUUGGUUCCUAUGUGACUCAUGAAACAAACCACUUCAUCUAUUUCUAUUUGGAUCAGAAGGCUGUUUUGCUAUUCAAGUCUGGAUGAUUGUCAUCAUGACGUACAUUAUGAUGGCGAUAACGAUCCGGACAAAUGUGUGAUUAGGACACUGUAAUUAGAACCUGUUUGUAUUUAAUUGAAAACACUAGCAUGCAAACCUUUUCAGGACAUUCCUAUGUUCAACUUGUAUAUUCUGUAUAACUUCAAUUGGCUUUGAACUUUGGAUAGCAGGCAGGUUCUCAACUCGAGUGCAAUUCGACGCUUCUGUGAAACAUGGAAUUAGUGCAUUGGGUAUCAAAGCUUAUCUAUGUUUAA